This is a messenger RNA of Eutrema salsugineum, 1488 nucleotides long. Its product is annotated as probable purine permease 5. Gene Ontology annotation, cellular component: membrane. Gene Ontology annotation, molecular function: purine nucleoside transmembrane transporter activity. The transcript has 2 exons. NCBI's taxonomy places the organism in Eukaryota, Viridiplantae, Streptophyta, Magnoliopsida, Brassicales, Brassicaceae. The record is from RefSeq and is a predicted model, not a curated record. The coding region runs from base 222 to 1358 and encodes 378 amino acids.
CUCAGCGGUUCGGUUCACUAUAGUAAUAGAAAACAAACUACAAUCAUAGGAUCUUAGCCGUUAAUAGCCAGAUUAGCAAAUCCGACGGCUAUGGAUCCGUGAACUCCUAACGCUUCAUGAGUCAUGAGACCAAUCGGGUAUCGGCUAUCGCAUGCACGGUUCCUUUCUUCUCCGGAAUAAUUGCAAAUGACUAAAUAAUAAAGGGGGAGAGAUUUAAAGAAAUGACCACUUUGAAAGACCAUAAUCCCGAGUCAGAAUUAUCAGUCAGACUUAUAAUGGAUGAAGAAACAGAACGCCAAUCUGUUACAUUUUCAUAUUCAAAUUGGAUGUCAAACGUCAAGAAAUCGACACGAGAAGCUUACGAAUCAAGACCCCUUUCACAUUGGAUUCUCUUGAUUCUAAGCGGCGCGUCAAUGCUCAUAGCCUUCCCGGCUUCUAGUCUACUGUCUCGUCUUUACUUCUCCAAUGGUGGCAAAAGCAAAUGGAUCAUCUCUUGGGUUGCUGUGGCUGGAUGGCCAAUCACUUGUCUCAUCUUACUUCCCACAUACAUCUUUCGAAAGAUCAAACCCACACCUCUCAGCACAAAUCUUGUUCUUUCUUACAUCUUGCUCGGUUUCUUGAGUGCUGCAGAUAACCUCAUGUAUGCUUAUGCCUACGCUUACCUCCCUGCAUCGACUUCUUCUCUUCUGGCAUCUUCUUCGCUUGCGUUCUCUGCUUUGUUCGGCUAUCUCAUCGUGAAAAACCCUUUGAACCCUUCGGUUAUCAACUCCAUUGUGAUUAUAACCGCAGCUAUGGCUAUCAUAGCGCUGGAUUCAAGCUCUGAUCGGUACGAUUAUGUAAGCAACCGACAAUACUUUGCAGGUUUCUUUUGGGACAUAAUGGGAUCUGCGCUUCACGGUCUCAUUUUCGCCUUAUCGGAGCUUGUCUUUGUGAAACUGCUCGGAAGAAGGUUCUUCCACGUCGCUUUGGAGCAGCAAGUCAUGGUUUCGCUCGUGGCUUUUGCGUUCACCACUCUUGGGUUGGUUGUGAGCAAAGAUUUCCAAGGGAUGGCUCAAGAAGCCAAGAGUUUCAAAGGCGGCGAGUCUAUGUACAUCCAGGUUCUUGUCUGGAGCGCGGUCACGUUUCAGUUGGGUGUUCUUGGGGCCACUGCUGUCUUGUUUCUAGCAUCCACUGUCAUGGCAGGAGUCCUAAACGCCGUGAGAGUGCCCAUCACUAGCGUAGCUGCUGUCAUAUUGUUGCAUGAUCCCAUGAGCGGCUUCAAGAUUCUGUCUUUGCUUUUGACUUUUUGGGGAUUCAGCUCUUACAUAUACGGUAGCUCGAGCUCAAACUCAAGUACUCAAGCUACCUCUUCUUCCUAAUUUGCAGCAUUUGCCUCUGUUUCUAUUCAUUGAAGUAGAAUCUGUAAGUCUUUAUUCCUUAAUUGUGAUCAGAUACAGAUUCAUGUAAUAUAUGAUUAUGUUCCGGCUAAAGUCGGAACUAGUUUUAUAU